UUUAUCAUCACGACACGACACCAGUGCUGCUCUUCUGCUUCAUCCUUAGACCGGAGCUUUGAGUCUCAGUCUCUUCUUCUGUGUUGUUUGCAAAACAUGUUUUCUUUUUUGUUUACCUGAGUGAAGGAAGACAUAGACAUACCUAGUUGUUAUUGCUGUUUUUUGUUGUUAUUGUUAUUGAAUUUAGAUGGAGCCUUCACUCCUACUUUCUUCACCUUCAUCAUCCACCCCUUUACCCUUCUUCCUCUCAAACACACUUCCUUUCCAUUCAAAACCCAAACUUUCCACCAAGUUCAAUUGCACCCUCCAAAAGUCCCAUUUUUGGGGCUCAAAUUUGAGUUGGGUCCCAUCACAAUCACACCAUGGAAGACCAAAAUUGGAUGCAGUGAGGCCAAUAAUAACAGCAGCGGUGAAGAGAAGGAAAGAGCUUCCCUUUGACAACGUUAUCCAGAGGGACAAGAAGCUCAAAUUCGUGCUCAAGGUAAGGAACAUUCUAGUGACUCAACCAGAUAGGGUUAUGUCUCUUAAGACCCUUGGUAAGUUCAAAAGGGAUUUGGGUCUUGACAAAAAGAGGAGACUUAUUGCCGUGUUGAAGAAAUUCCCAGCAGUGUUUCAGAUUAUGGAAGAAGGGGUUUUCUCCCUGAAAUUCAAAAUGACCCCUGAAGCCGAAAGGCUCUAUUUUGAGGAAACGAGGGUUAGGAAUGAGAUGGAAGAGUUGGUGGUUGUGAAGCUUAGGAAGUUGUUGAUGAUGUCACUAGAAAAACGGAUUUUGUUGGAGAAAAUUGCACAUCUCAAGACAGAUUUAGGUCUCCCGCAAGAGUUUCGUGACACCGUUUGUCAUAGGUAUCCUCAGUACUUCAAAGUGGUUGCAACUCAGCGUGGUCCUGCUUUGGAGUUGACUCAUUGGGACCCUGAGCUUGCGGUUUCAGCGGCUGAGCUAGCAGCGGAGGAGAACCGCAUUAGGGAAAUGGAGGAGCAGAAUUUGAUCAUAGACAGGCCUCCCAAGUUCAAUAGGGUGAAGCUUCCCAAGGGUCUUAAUCUUUCCAAGGGUGAGAUGAGGAAGAUUAUGCAAUUCAGAGACUUGCCUUAUUUUUCGCCUUACUCGGAUUUCUCAGGGCUGAGGCCGGGGUCACGGGAGAAGGAGAAGCAUGCUUGCGGAGUUGUUCACGAGAUUUUGAGUCUCACGCUUGAGAAGCGAACACUGGUUGAUCACUUUACGCAUUUUCGAGAGGAGUUCAGAUUCUCUCAGCAGCUGAGGGGGAUGCUGAUAAGGCAUCCUGAUAUGUUUUAUGUCUCUCUUAAAGGAGAUAGGGAUUCUGUGUUUCUGAGAGAAGGUUAUCGGGAUUCUCAGUUGGUGGAGAAGGAUCGAUUGUUGCUUAUAAAGGAAAAGCUUCGCACCCUGGUUAAUGUUCCACGGUUUCCCAAGGGACCUGCACGCAGGAUAGUUGAAGAUAGCAUGAGAGAAAGCGAUGGCAGAGAAGAUGAAAGUGGCCAAGAGGAAGAAGAAUGGUCAGAAGAUGUUGAUAAUUUAUUGAGUGAUGAUGACUGGAGUGAUGAAGAUGAUGAUGAUUUGCCGCCAGAUUUUGAUGAGGAUGGUGAACUAUUGGAAAUUGGACAAGGAAAGACUAUUAAACAAGACUCAAGACAGAAUGAUGAAAUGGUCCUUCUUCCUGUAUUUGCAGAUGGUCGUCCUAGAGAACAAUGGUGAUCUUCACAAGAGACUUAAAGAUUGGAGCUUAUCAUACAAAAGAGCAUCUGGCUUCAAAUUUGAUUUUGUACUGGCUGAUUUGUGAUAGGUGCUUUACACAAUGCUUGUUGAAUUCAACUUCUUUAUUUUGACUCGUUUGAUCCUCUUUUGAAGGUUGUGAUAAUAUUUGCAUAGAAGGUUGAAUUUCAAUUGCAAGCACUGCAGAUUAACAAGUAACUGAAAUACAUUUCUUGGCCU
Glycine soja is the source of this 1945-nucleotide messenger RNA. RefSeq names its product protein WHAT'S THIS FACTOR 1 homolog, chloroplastic-like. NCBI's taxonomy places the organism in Eukaryota, Viridiplantae, Streptophyta, Magnoliopsida, Fabales, Fabaceae. The record is from RefSeq and is a predicted model, not a curated record. Gene Ontology annotation, molecular function: RNA binding. The coding region runs from base 188 to 1708 and encodes 506 amino acids. The transcript has a single exon.